AUGGAAAUUGACUAUCAGGUUGUUGAUGGAGGUGAUUUAAAUAUUAAUUUUAUGUCUGUUCUUGGUGCAGAAGUAUUAGUUCAAGAAGUUUCAAAAAAAGAAGGAAAUCAUAAAAUUCCUCUAAAAACUUUAGGAGAUUAUCAAUUUUGUUUUGACAAUACUUUUUCUUAUCAAUCUCGCAAAGUUGUAUUUUUUGAAGUUUAUUUACUUGAUGAAGAUGGAAAUAUAGAUGAUGAAGCAUUUGAAAAACAUACAUCAAAUGAUUUAAAUGAUGAAAGGGGUUUAGAUAGUCUUGGAAUGACAAUAAAUCAAUUACGUAAUUCAUUUGAAAAAAUAAAAAAUGUUUUAAAUAAAAUUGAAUAUAAUCAAGCACUUUUACGUGCAUAUGAAUCUCGAGAUAGAGCUAUCUUAAGAACAAAUUUAAGUAGGGUUAAUUUUUGGUCAAUAAUAAAUACAAUUGUUAUAAUAUUUGUUGGAUGUUUACAAGUAUUUAUGAUAAGAAGUUUAUUUAAUGAAAAUUCAAAAAUUGGCAGAUUAUUAAAAAAGACAUAA
Molecule: messenger RNA, 552 nt
Organism: Strongyloides ratti
Lineage: Eukaryota; Metazoa; Nematoda; Chromadorea; Rhabditida; Strongyloididae
Product: LD30746p
Exons: 3
Coding region: 1-552 (183 amino acids)
Biological process (GO): intracellular protein transport; endoplasmic reticulum to Golgi vesicle-mediated transport; Golgi organization
Cellular component (GO): Golgi apparatus; COPII-coated ER to Golgi transport vesicle; endoplasmic reticulum
Source: RefSeq, a predicted model, not a curated record